AUGGCAGCCCUCGCAUCGCAGACCUACACGCCCACCGAGGAGGCCGAGAUCCAACAGUGGCUCACCACCUCGGAGCGCCUCAAGACCUCGGACGACGCCGCCUCCAUCCUCGCCACCCUCAACGCCCACCUCGCCUCCCGCACCACCCUGCUCGGCGCCAAGCCCUCCAAGGCCGACGUCGCCAUCUACCAGGUCCUCGCCCCGGCCGUCAAGAGCUGGUCCGCCGAGCAGCGCACCGGCAAGGACGGCCACCCCAACAUCGUCCGCCACCUCGACUUUGUCCAGAACAGCCCCGUCUUCGGCCUCGAGGUCAAGGACGAGGAGAAGAUCGACGUCAACGCCGACGAGGUCCUCUACGUCAAGCCGCCCGUCGACGCCAAGGCCGAGAAGGAGAGGCUGAAGAAGGAGAAGGCCGCCGCCGCCGCUGCUGCCGGCACGCCUGCUGCUGCUGCCGGCGCCGGCGACAAGAAGACCCUGGUCGACCGCACCAAGGAGGCAGUCGCCGCUGUCGGCGACAAGGCCGCCCAGGCCAAGGACGCCGCCGUCGCGGCCGUCGCCGGCGGCGAGGGCAAGAAGAAGGAGAAGAAGGAGAAGCAGCCCAAGCAGCAGAAGCCCGCGCCGGCGGCCGAGAAGCCCCUGUCCCCGGGCCUCAUCGACCUGCGCGUCGGCCACAUCCUGAAGGCCAUCAAGCACCCGGACGCCGACUCGCUCUACGUCUCGACCAUCGCCAUGGGCGACAAGCCCGGCAGCCCGGACACGGAGGAGUACGAGGGCCAGGUAUGCCGCACCGUGUGCUCCGGGCUCAACGGCCUGAUCCCGCUUGAGGAGAUGCAGGGCCGCAAGAUCGUCGCCGUGUGCAACCUCAAGCCCGUCAAGAUGCGCGGCAUCAAGUCGUGCGCCAUGGUGCUCGCCGCCUCGCCGCGCCUCAAGGAGGGCGAGGCCGACGACCACAAGGGCCCCGUUGAACUCGUCAGCCCGCCCGCCGACGCGCCCGCCGGCGAGCGCGUCUACUUCGAGGGCUGGCAGGCCGAGCCCGAGAAGCAGAUCAACCCCAGCUCCUCCAAGAAGAAGAGCGUGUGGGACGUCUUCCAGCCCGGCUUCACGACGACGAGCGACCUCGAGGUCGGCUUCGACGCCGGCGUCGUCACGGAGCUGGGCAAGCAGGGCUUUGGCAAGCUGCUUACUGCCAGCGGCAAGCCUUGCACCGUCAAGACUCUGACCAACGCCGUCGUGAGGUAG
Molecule: messenger RNA, 1239 nt
Organism: Thyridium curvatum
Lineage: Eukaryota; Fungi; Ascomycota; Sordariomycetes; Thyridiales; Thyridiaceae
Exons: 1
Coding region: 1-1239 (412 amino acids)
Cellular component (GO): methionyl glutamyl tRNA synthetase complex
Molecular function (GO): tRNA binding
Source: RefSeq, a predicted model, not a curated record